Messenger RNA from Alligator sinensis (Chinese alligator), 4806 nucleotides. It is a transcript of the gene ASRGL1, whose product is annotated as asparaginase like 1. Bases 1471 to 2415 code for a protein of 314 amino acids. The transcript is spliced from 7 exons. The record is from RefSeq and is a predicted model, not a curated record. Lineage: Eukaryota; Metazoa; Chordata; Crocodylia; Alligatoridae. Gene Ontology annotation, molecular function: asparaginase activity.
GCCCGUGCUGCCGGAAGCUGAGCGCCGAGGCCGCGCGGGGGGGUUCACCGAGGCCUCGACACCCGCUGCUCGGAGCAGGACACCCACAGCUGAGACUGUGUGUAUCGGCAAGGAUGGAGAUGGCACUACCUCUCUGGGCAGCCUGUUCCCCCGCUUCACUGCCUUCCUCCUGGGAGCGUUUUCCCUCAUUUCACCUAAACGUCCCUUGCUGCAGUUUGAGACUAUUGCUCCCUCAUGUCACCGUUGAGGGGCCCCUGUCGGGCGGGCAGAUACAGCCCAUGCACUACUGUCCGGCUCGCAGCAGGUGCCGCCCAGCCCAGGUGCCAUCCCGCCCGUGGGGCAGCAGGCCUGGCGUGGCUGCGUGCCCGUGCUCCCAUUUCAUGGCAGCCCCAGCAGCGGGGCACCUUCCAGCUGCUGCACCACAGGCCUGGGCCCCGUGGAGACUGGCAUGGGCCCCCACAGGCAGGGCCUGAGCUCUGGGCUCAGCACCUGGCCCUGGCCCUGGGAGGGGGGUUGGGAUCCCCACAGCACCUGCUUCAGACCCACCUGCCCCAGUUAUGAUGAACAGCCGUGGCAGCCAGGCAGAAGCUGUUGUACCUGGUGUUAGGAAAAAGUGGGACCUGAUGGCGGGUAUGGCCGCCUCACUGCAGACAGCCAGACCCCACACAGGAGCUGUCCUGUGGCUCCUCCCCAUUGCUGUUGCCCCAGUCCCCUGCACCUGGUGGGGUAGCAGGGUGGAGCCAGGUUCUGGGUGGCUGCAGUGAGGGGGAGGUUGCUGCUCCUGCCACCAGGUCCCACUUUUUUCUGGUGCCCAGCAGCAGCUUUUGCCCAUCUGCUGGUCAUUGUGGCUGGGGCAGGCGGGUCCAGAGCAGGUACUACAGGACCCGGGACCCUCUAUGCAAUGUGGGCUGCAGUCAUGCACUCAGCCCAGGGCCAGACAGAAGCUGCUGCUGGCUACCUGAAAAAAGCAAGGCCUGGCAGCAGGCAUGGCAAUACAUCUGUUGGCUCAUGAUACAGUUCUGUGGGCCAUGUCUUUAGCACCCCUGUUCCCAAGGAAUGAUGGAGACAGGGGAAUGUAUAGGAAAUGUGAUCCUCAAGACAGAGACAUUUUUGUUCUCAGCCACAGAGGAGCUUGGGAACAGGUUUGUUCCAAACCAGCAAGCAAAUCAGUUAUGCAGUCCUUUGCCUCUGGUCAAAGUGAAACAGUUAUUAACUUGUGCUCUGUACUGAGUGCAAAGGUUGCGCUUACCAUUAAGAGGGGAAAGGUUUGAAAUCCAGGCAAUAGAACAGCUGACACUGCAAGCAGAGUCUAGAUCUAGCCUGGCCCUUAGAGCAACAAAACUGAUUGGAGGCCUGGGGAGUAUGACUUAAAAGGAGAGGCUGAGUGAGCUAGGGCUAUUUAGCCUGGAGAGGAGACAACUGAGAGGAAAUGUGAUAGCAGCUUAAUAACACACAGAAGGAUUUGGCAGUAUGAAGCCUGUUAUUGUGGUGCAUGGUGGAGCUGGCCGCAUCUUUAAAGAACGAGAAGAUGGAAGUCGUUCUGGUGUUAUCAGAGCAGCACUCAAAGGCUACAGUAUCCUUAAACAAGGAGGCAGUGCCUUAGAUGCAGUUGAACAAGCAGUAGCAUUAAUGGAAGAUGAUCCACAUUUUAAUGCAGGCUGUGGAUCUGUUUUAAAUCAAAAGGGUGAAGUAGAAAUGGAUGCCAUUAUCAUGGAUGGAAAAAAUCUAGCCUCAGGAGCGGUAUCUGCUGUUAAAUGUAUCGCUAACCCCAUAAAGCUUGCUCGUCUUGUCAUGGAAAAGACCGAGCACAUGUUGCUGACUGAUUACGGAGCACAAUGUUUUGCCAAGGCCAUGGGUGUUCCUGAGAUUCCAGGGGAGAAACUCAUAACAGAAAGGUCCAGGGAAAGAUGGAUGAAGAACCUUGAGCCAGAUUCUAAUCCUCAUAAGUUUCAAACAGACCUUGGAACAGUUGGUGCCGUUGCUAUAGACAGUGAAGGAAAUGUAGCUUGUGCAACAUCCACUGGGGGACUCGCUAAUAAACUGGUUGGCCGUGUUGGUGAUACAGCAUGUAUAGGAAGUGGAGGUUAUGCUGACAACCAUGUUGGUGCUACUUCUACCACAGGGCAUGGAGAAAGCAUUAUGAAGGUGGUUCUAGCACGAUUGAUCCUGUAUCACAUGGAACAAGGGAUGUCACCAGAGGAGGCUUCUGAUACUGCUUUAAAUUGCAUGAAAACAAGGGUGGGAGGAUUGGGAGGUGUCAUUGUUGUCAGCAAUUCAGGGGACUGGGCAGCAAGGUUCUCCACCAAGCAAAUGUCCUGGGCUACAGUGAAAGAUGACCAGUUGUAUUAUGGCAUUUACACUGGAGAGAGGCUUACAAAAUCCUUUGAAGAAGCACUAACAUCUGAAGGAUUUUGAAGAUGUAAAAGUCAACUGCAGAGCAAAGUAAAGAUCCAAAGUCUUGUUGCGGAGAAAAUUGAUGUCUUUUUCAGAAAAGAUCUAUCCCUAUUAAAUAUUUCAAGAACUCACCAUGGUUUGUAAGCAAACAGAUUUAGACACAGAACCAAUCAUGACUCUGGAUAUUGAAAUGUCUCUGAAAGGCACAGGUUUAAAAUACAGGCAAGUGAUGCAUGUAAGUUUCCCCAGUCUUCUGGUUAGUGCAUCAGCCCUACAUUAGAGAUAGGCAGUGUCAGAAUGAGAGAGGAAUUCAUCUUCAUUCUUAAUCUCUGAGACUUCCAGGUCAAGUGAUGAUGCUGCAGUGAGGUAAACACCUGGCAAUUAAAAAUUGAACUUUAACAGCUGCUUCUCUUUAUUGAGAAGCAGAAUGUGUUUAUAUGUUUUAUUGAACCAACUAUAUAGUUAGGAGAGAUGUUAGACAAGCUUUUGAGCACAAAAUCCUCUUAUUCAUUUUAGAAAAGAAACAGAUGCAGUCUAAGCUAAAUAGUAAGUAAAACAAGAACUUUACCAAGGUCUUUGAACACCCAUCAUUUGGUGACAGCUGUCAACUAAGCUACAUUUAGACUACAGUAUAAAAUUUAAGACUACAUCAUUAUCAAAACCUUGGAGUAACCAGUCCUUAAUCAUUUAACUAGGGAAAACAUGAAGUCCCUGCCUCAAGGGAAAUCUGACACUCAGAAGCUUUAAUGUAUUUGUUAGUUUUAUGGGGGAGGGAGGGAGCCACAAACUAAAAUUAGGUGGGGGAGAAUUUUAUUAGUUAGGUCUAUGUUAUAAAGAGGAAAGCCAAGACUUCAUUAAUUGUAAACAAAGCAGCAAACAAUCUUUGUUGGUUAGAUUAGAAGGUGAUAGGCACCUCAUAAAUACAUAGAUGAGAGAGAUUCAUGAUGAUUAACUGGAAAGUAAUUUUCUGAAGUAAUUAAGACAUAAAAGCAAGCUAUGCCACAACAAAUAGAAUUGCCUCUGUUAACAAGCUUUCUUGAUAUGAAGCUGAUGCAGUCUUGUAUGAAAUCUACAGUACUUGGUUAAAUUUGUGGUAAGCUUUCAAUUCCUCAGUGUCAUAGGUGUUUACUUUCCCGUUUCCCAGUGUAAUUUUUUUUCUAUGAAAAUGCAGUUUAUUUGUGAAGCAAGAAAUUUUGUAGGAAGACUCUUUCAUAACAAAUCUUUGUGAAAGGAAACCCUGUUUUCUACUGUUAACCACACCUAUUAUAUUUUAUGACUACAUAAUUUAAUAACCUAACAUAUGUUUAGCCAUGUUACGAUCUGUAUCUCCUCUGAAAACAGAUGAUCAGCUUCUGGUAUGCUAACAUACUACAGCAUGUUCCUUUAUGAAAUAUACCAAAUAAACGUACCAGAUCCUAACUGUGUUUUUAAGAUCCAUUUCCAAUAUAAAAUGAAGCAUGAUGAAGUAGAUUAUUUAGAAUGGUAGGUUUGUCAAUCUUAUCUAAUUGUCUUGCACUAUAACCCACAUUUCUCCAGAAGUUAAAAAUGAUUGAUGUCUAGUGGGAUGUGGACAAUCCAUGGGAAAAGAGUAUUUAUUUUUUUAUGAAGUACUAAUGUAUUGCAUUGCCUAGAGGAGGGCAUGAAAUAUAUCUGUUGAUCUGGUCAUCAGCUGCUGCUUGUCAGAUUACAAAGGAAUUUAGGGUGAGUCUGGUAAGCUGUCCUGCUGUGUGAACAUAAGGAAAAAUCAUUUUUUUAAUCAGAAAGAGACUCCCAGUGAGUUCAAGAACCUAUAUGGAAAAGCACACACUUCUCAAAACAAAAGAUGAGUACAGGGCCAGAUUAUCCUUGGCCUGUGUGGAAGGAAGCGGUAUGAGCUCGGCUUCAUGCACACAACAUUCUUUGGAGCCUGUGGGAGCUCUGUUUAGUUUGCAACCUGCAGAUUUUAAAGGAGUUGAGACAAGGGAGAUAGUUGAGUUCUACUAGACUCCACAGUCCACCAUCACCCCAAGCAGGUACACUUACCUGAAGUUAUAAAAAUCCAUCUUGCUCUGCUACAUUGUGCAAUUGGCUGCAUUCCUCCCCUUAUGCAGGGCAAUGGAAAAUAAAAAUCCUGCCUUUAUAACUAAUACUUGGUCAGAGACCUAUCCCUUUUUCAUCUGGAUCAUAAAGAAGCUAUCGUAAAUCACCAGCGUGAGGAAUUUAGGUGAACAUCUCUCCUGACCUUUGGAGAGACAAACAUCUAUCCCAGAACUAAAACCCAGAUGCAAUAUAACAUCAUUGGUCACCUUAGUCACAGUCGGUAGAAAUCUAGUGUCAUUAAAAGGCACAUUAAGUACCUAAUACAUGGUUAAUUCAUCUCAGUAAUUGUAUCCUCAGAAAAAGUACUACAAUAAAACUGGUAGUUUAUCAUGA